Messenger RNA from Psilocybe cubensis, 2892 nucleotides. Its product is annotated as G-patch domain-containing protein. Bases 1 to 2892 code for a protein of 963 amino acids. The transcript has 5 exons. Gene Ontology annotation, molecular function: nucleic acid binding. NCBI's taxonomy places the organism in Eukaryota, Fungi, Basidiomycota, Agaricomycetes, Agaricales, Agrocybaceae. The record is from RefSeq and is a predicted model, not a curated record. Gene Ontology annotation, cellular component: U2-type post-mRNA release spliceosomal complex. Gene Ontology annotation, biological process: spliceosomal complex disassembly.
AUGGCAAGACGGAAACGUGUUUUGGAUGAUGGCGAUGAUUCUGACUCUCUAGACGGAUCUGACAAUCCUGACUUUGACUUUGAAAACGACCCUGAUGCUCGUGAAGAACGCGCACUCUUCGAGAAUCCAUAUGGCCACAAACGAAGACGCAGAAAUGGGAAGGAGGAUGCUCUCUAUGGCGUAUUUGCUGAUAAUAGCGAAGAUGAAGACAUUGGCCGAGGAGGAAAGGCUUCCGCAUCCAAAAGAAGCGACUGGGCAAAGGCGCCUGCUUUUGUUAGUAGCGACAAGCCAGUUACCCAGGAAUCUCUAAACGACGCAAUGGCUGUCGAUGAGUCGGAGGGAGAAGGUGAACGUAGCGCAACCUUUGAAGAAGGAUCAGAUGGUUCUGAUGAAGAUGGUGGUGAGGCUACUGGAUCUGAAGACGAGGGCAAAGAUGAAGGAUCUUCUGACGAAUCUGAACCCUCCAGGGCGCCUUCUCCCAGAGUUUUGAUUGAAGAUGAUAAUGACGAAGAAAUUCCCAGACCUAGGAUGGGGGGCAUUGGGUCUUCGAGUGGGAUAGGAUUGUCAGGGCGCCAACAACCACAAGGGUUUUCCUCAUCAAGAGGUGGGAUAGGAUCCCAAGCGGCCAAAGUUGAAGAAGAGCAAGAUAUUGACAGCCCGGUCCCAGGCGCAUUUGAUACCACAAUGCCCUCAGCCUUUGGUAAAAAAUCCCAGAGUUUUACGCGUGCUUUUAACGCCUCACCCAGCCCCGUCGCAUUGCCAGCUGCAGAAAUGGCACAUUUCAAUAAAAUUCAGGGCUCUUUCGGUGCUCGUAUGCUUGCUAAGAUGGGUUGGCAAGCGGGUUCAGGCCUUGGUGCCAGUGGAGAGGGAAUUGUAAUUCCUAUUGAGAGUAAAUUGCGACCGCAGAAGAUGGGCAUUGCUUUCAAAGGGUUCAAGGAAAAGACGGAACAAUCGAAGCUAGAAGCCAAGAGGCGAGGAGAGGUUGUCAGUGACGAUGAAGAUGCGAAAACUAAGAAAUUCAAGAAAAAGGCCAGGGAGCAGCAAGAGAAACGCUCCGACGCGUGGAAACGCCCAAAGAAAGUCAAAACGAAGAUUGAGCACAAGACAUAUGAACAAAUUCUUGCAGAAGCCGGCGAAAUUGCCCCCAGUUCUGGAAUCGGUCAAAUAAUCGAUGCUACAGGCGCUGUGCCCAGGGAGGUGUCUUCGUUGGCAGAUGUUUCCAUAAAUUCAUGGGCACCAUCCAAUGACCCGACACGAAUACCAGAAGUGCGGCACAAUAUUCGCGUAAUUGCCGAAGCCUGUAAAGAAGAUUUGGACGGGCUAGCUAGAGAAGCAAAAGCUCUCCAUGAACGUAAGAAAUUUGUCGCGGUUGAAGAUGCACGGUUGCGUAAGAGAGUCGAGGACGAAGCGGACUUGAUUUCUAGACUCCAACAGAUUCAAAUCGUCGCCAAUGAUAUCCAAACCAUUGCCAAGGAGUUGUCCUCCUUAUAUGAAGUUUCUUUGGACCCUCUUUCGCCUCCGAUUCAAAAAUUAAUCAAUGAAUAUUCUUCUGAAUACGAUAAAUACGCUCUCGAUGACAUCGUUGUUGGCGCGAUUGCACCAGUAAUGCGUAGAAUUGUCACCAGUUGGAACCCGUUGGAAGAUCCAUCAUCUUUCCUUCCCACCUUCAGAUCCUGGCGCCGUGCGCUCAAAAUUAACGAGGAACCUGCUCCUGAGACCAAACUGGAUCUUUAUGGUUCGAAAACAAUAUCCACGAGGCCAACCGAAUUAGAACAACAGAUGACUCCCUUUGAGAGCUUACUGUGGAACGUAUGGCUACCAAAAGUUCGAACUUCGAUAAACAAUGACUGGUCACCAGAGGAGCCCAAUAAAGCCGUCAAACUGUAUGAAGCAUGGUCAACAUUCCUUCCCUCCUUCAUCCGCGAUAACCUCUUGGAUCAACUCAUCCUUCCCAAGGUGCAGAAGAGUGUAGCCAAUUGGAAUGCAAAAUUAGCGACGGUGUCCUUGCAGACUAUUGUAUUCCCUUGGUUACCCCAUGUUGGCUUGCGGAUGGAAGAAGUCGUGGGCGACGCCAGGCGUAAGAUCAGGAAUGUUCUCAGACAAUGGAUCGUCAGUGAGCCGAUCCCGACAGACUUGGUUGCCUGGAAAGACGUGUUUGAUGCUGGCGAAUGGGAUGCUAUGAUACUCAAAUAUGUUGUACCCAAACUUGGGGCAACCCUACGCAACGAUUUCCGGAUCAACCCACGGGACCAGAAAAUGGAUAGCUUACUGCGCGUUUUCGCGUGGUCCAGCAUUAUACGCACAUCUGUUAUGUCUCAAAUUCUGGAAACCGAAUUCUUCCCUAAGUGGCUGGAUGUUCUCCACAUCUGGCUAACUCAACCUCGCGUUAAUUUUAAUGAAGUCGCGAUGUGGUAUGAAUUCUGGAAGGACACAUUCCCUGAGGUCCUUCGCAGUUUACAGGGAAUCAAUCGAGGGUUUACUCGUGGCCUGCAAUUGAUGAACAAGGCUAUCGAGCUCGGUCCUGAUGCACCAACAAAACUGGCUAAACCCGAUUUCUUGGGAGAAAUUUCAAUACCUAGUACCCCCAGGCGAAGCGAAAAGGACAAGGGCAGAACGACAAAACCCUCCGCUCGUACACACGAAAUCACGUUCCGUUCCAUCGUCGAAGACUUCGCGGCAGCAAACAAUCUGUUAUUUAUCCCAACUGGCAAGGCGCAUGAGCGGUCACGAAUGCCACUCUUCAGGGUUAGUCGAACAGCAGAUGGACGAAAGGGGCUUCUAGUAUAUAUUCUGGACGAUGCUGUUUGGGCGCCAAAGACGGAUGGCGCAAACGUUGAAGGAGAGGAAUUUAAAGCUAUUAGUUUAGAGGAUAUGAUAUUGCGAUCGGUUUGA